Molecule: messenger RNA, 680 nt
Organism: Herpailurus yagouaroundi (jaguarundi)
Lineage: Eukaryota; Metazoa; Chordata; Mammalia; Carnivora; Felidae
Gene: MRPL14
Product: mitochondrial ribosomal protein L14
Exons: 3
Coding region: 130-567 (145 amino acids)
Biological process (GO): translation
Cellular component (GO): ribosome; mitochondrion
Molecular function (GO): structural constituent of ribosome
Source: RefSeq, a predicted model, not a curated record
UCUCAGAUCGGCGCUCGCCUGGCUGGGUCGGGCGCGCAGGCGCAGUGGAGAGGCCGCGUGGGGGAGGAAGGCGGCGCUGGGCCAGAGGCCCGCCGCGGGAUAUUCCGGGGCGGCGAGAGCGGAUUUGCCAUGGCUUUCUUUGCUGGGCUCUGGUGCCCCUUCACCCGUGCAGGCAGAGCCCUCAGCCAGCGCAGUUUCAGCACCACUGGGAGCCUCGAUGCAAUUCAGAAGAUGACGCGCGUACGUGUGGUGGACAACAGUGCCCUGGGGAACACCCCAUACCAUCGCCCUCCUCGUUGCAUCCACGUCUAUAACAAGAGUGGGGUGGGCAAGGUGGGUGACCGGAUACUGCUGGCCAUCAAGGGACAGAAGAAAAAGGCACUCAUUGUGGGGCAUCGCAUGCCUGGUCCCCGGAUGACCCCCAGGUUUGACUCUAACAAUGUGGUCCUCAUUGAGGACAAUGGGAACCCUGUGGGGACCCGAAUUAAGACACCCAUCCCCACCAGCCUGCGCCAGAGGGAAGGUGAAUUUUCCAAAGUGCUGGCCAUUGCUCAGAACUUUGUGUGAGCAGUGGCCAGGCCACUGGCUGCACUGGGACUCAUGGGAGGGGACUCGGGGCCUCAUGCCAGGGAACAGUGUCCUGUGACAAAAUAAACCUUUUCCUGUGUGUUCCUUCCUGA